Molecule: messenger RNA, 2995 nt
Organism: Rosa chinensis
Lineage: Eukaryota; Viridiplantae; Streptophyta; Magnoliopsida; Rosales; Rosaceae
Exons: 2
Coding region: 1914-2939 (341 amino acids)
Source: RefSeq, a predicted model, not a curated record
UGUGCAAUUAUGAAUGAAUCAUCAAUUAUCAAAACUCCUCUGUUUUAUGUUCAUACACCUCCUCUGUUUUUAACUCUUUAGCACCUCCUCUACUUCUAGUCCUAGCUCACCUAGCUCCUAAACAUCUUUUCCUAAACACAUUGUCCUAGCCCACUACUACUAAAGCUUCCGCACCAAAUUCCAACAGUGGUAUCAAAGCCACAAAUUUUAACUUACUUACUAAAAUUUUUCCCGGGGCUGGCUUUAUAAUUGUUUUGGCAUCAUUUGUAAUUUCUCACCAGGCCUCUCUAUCCUGCUCAAAUGGAAGAACAGCUUAACUAGACCUGGUGCAAACUAAGUUCAGGUGCUUCGGUUCUCCAUCUUAUGCAUGUAUUCGUUUCAUUGAAUGUUAUGUUGUCUCAUGUUCUGUUUGAUUCCUUUUAUUUUCCCUCUUUUGAUGGGUUUUUCUUUUUCUUCUCUUUCUUCAUAGUCAAGUGUUUCAUAAACUUUCAAGUAUCAAGCAUCUUGUAACUGAACUUAGCAAAAUAGAAUGUAACAUCAGUUACCUUUUAUUAGUUUCAGUUUUUCAACUAUUCUCUGUAUUUCCAAUCUCUGCAAUCAUCUGCUUCCAAGUAGCACUUUGUGGUACAAUAUUGAUUCACCUUUACAUAAUGAUACCUUUCAUUCAUCUAAGAUUGUCCCAAAGAUCAAGAAAUUGGAGCACCGAAAGCGAUCUCAGGUGGCUGCUGUUUUGUUUGGCUCUUGCAAAGGCUGGUAACUUUGCCCUAUAUUGAGAACAAACUCCAUCUGCAUCUUGGAUAAGCCCAUUUAGUCAAGCAUGCAUGGUUUCUAGAACACUGCAAGUGAAUGGUCAGAAAAAGUAAAAAAGUGAGAUCUCGGAAUUGCCAGGACCAUAGGAUAGCAAAAUGUCAGUUUUGAAGUUGAGUACUGAAAAUUUGAAAUCGCCAUGUCUUUCAUAUUACUCGGUAUUCAUAAAAGUUAAUAGACAAGGCUAACUGGAUCCAACUCCCUGGAUUAAUUGGCAGAAAUAUUGCUUGACAAAAGUAAUCAAGGGAUGGAAGAUACAUGCAGUGGUUAUUUUGAUAGUGUAUCGAUCAGUAUUAGAAUACUCCUUUCUGCAGAAGUGUCUAAACGUGAGAGCUUGAGGCGACAUACAACUGAGCUUCAACAUGUUUCAGGGAUUCCUACUUCAACUCUUGAAAUCAAGCGAGAAACAAGUGUUGGGAGAUUUUGCUCAUUAUUCUCGAAUGACAAUGUCCCAGAAGAUAGCAUUUUCAAGGUUUGCGUGGCUUACAGUUAUAUGGGGCUGAUAUUGAUGAGUUGUUGAUUUCUGUUGGCUAGUUGAUUGAUCGAAUUUUCAAGACAAAAAUCACAGCUCUCCGCAAGUCUUUUGGCAAGCUCUGUAACCCGUAGUUAUUGAGAAUGUACGAACAGUACUGAAAAUCUAAAGAAGUUCCCAGUGGGAGGGCAAAGCUUAAUCAACUUGAGACAUCUUCAGUUUCGAUGAUAAUAUGUAGUGGAAGUUCCUCCUGCAGUAUUGGUGCAAAUGACCCACCCAACUCUAGAAUUGACUUAUUUGGCUUGCGUGUACCAAUCGAAAGGAGAUGCAUAAUCUGGUACAUACGUGUAAUGGGGUCACUGUUUGACCACACCAAGUAUAUGACACCUCAAUCAAAGCAUUCGACCAUCUUUUCCCUAUUGCUUGCAUAGUUGCAUGUAAUCUUCUCCCUCUUACAUAUGCUAUCGGCUAGAUUACUUAAGAAAAUUCUACCGUGCUUUUUAGAGUAUUGGGAAGCCGUAAAGUUAGCCACUAUUUACUGUGUGACCCACGUAUCUAACAGGGCAGAGUCGAGCGAUCUCUCCCGGCCGAACGUCGCCGGCGUUGCUGCCGCUGCGUUCCGGCCCGGGAGGGGAUGGUGAUUCGGGCUAGUAGCAUGUUUCUGUGGCAGCAGUUUGGUCCAGGGUUGGAGGAUGGUGGCGGGAUCUCGAAGUGGACGGAUCGAUCUCGAUCUGUUCUUCUGGGAUUAGGGAUGAGGGCAAGAGUGGAGCAGCGCUGGGGUGGGGUUUGCCGGCGACGGGUGAUGGCGUCAUCGCUGCAUUUGGGAUCUGGGCAGCGGCUGGGCCUUCGAUUUCGUACGUCUGCUGGGCAUGGGGUGGAUCUGCGUUGUGGCGCGGCGGUGCAGCAAGGUUUGGAUGCAGCGCGGCUGUGUGGUGGUGUAAGGCGGCUGCUGGGUCCAUGGGGGGAGUGGUGGUUGGGCCGGGCUUUUGCUUUGGGGCCUUGCUGGUGGUCUCUAAUGUUUAAUUAUUUAGUUUCUCGUUGUUUUCUUUCCGUUGUUUUUGUGGUGAGUUGUUUUGAUUUAGGUUUUUGGCAUAGUUUAAUAAGUCCCUACUCUUUCGAGCUAGGGUUCUGGUGUCUUGGUAUGGUAGGUGUGUCUUGUUUUUCUCAGGAGUUCAAUUCACUUUUUUGUGGUCAAAGUAAUGGGGAGAAGCUCCUGCACAUGGUCUGGCGGUUUUGGGUCAUGGUGUUGAAAGGAGUCGCUUUCUUCUUGAGGUUGGCUGUGAGGAUGUGCUUUGUUUCUUGGGUUAGCAGGGCUGAAGUGCUGUGGAUAUGGCGUUAUUUCCGGGGACUAUAUGUUUUACUCUCGAUGUUAUUUUGUUGUCAAUGUGGAUGUCACUUGCUCUUGCACGUGGUCUGGUUGGUUUGGGACACGGUGUUGAUGAAGGGGAAGUGGUUGUUUGUAAUGUUGGCUUCAAGGUUUAAUCGUGACUCUCGGAAGUGGUUUUAUGGUGUAGCCCGAGUUGAUGGGCGAUUAGGGUGGUUAGGGGUUGGGCUCUUUUGGCUCAUGGAUGUCAUUGUGGAUGACGGACCCGUAACUGAGGUUGUUCUUAGGGAGGAGAGUGGGGAAUUUAUGUCCACCACCGGGUGUUCCCAUUUGUAAUCGUAUUUUAUGAAAUAAAAUGUUUCUUUCAUUCUCAAAAAAAAAAAAAAAAAAAA